CAAACUCAAAUCACCCCCAAACUUCUUAAAACACAUUGACCGAUAGCUAACGAGCGAGAGAGGGUAGAAUCAGACGUCGAAUUCAGUAAACUAUCAAGCAAUGGCAUCGAUAACCAUGACAGCAACAUUCCUCCCAGCCGUCGCUAAGCUUCCGUCAGCCACCAGCGGACGAAGGAUGUCCGUGGUCAGAGCCUCGAAGAGCGAGAACACAACCAGCUUAGAAGUCAAGACCAAGGAGGAACAGAGCAGCACCACAAUGAGGAGGGAUCUCAUGUUCACUGCUGCAGCUGCGGCCGUUUGUGCCUUGGCUAAAGCAGCCAUGGCGGACGAGGAGGAGCCCAAGCGUGGGACAGAGGCGGCUAAGAAGAAAUACGCUCAGGUCUGCGUCACAAUGCCUACCGCCAAGAUCUGCCGCUACUGAUUCAACCAUCCACCUUUCAUGCCCCCUCUCUCUAUCUCUCUUUCUAUUGUUCGGUAAAUUUUCUCAUAUUUGGUAUGUAAUCAUAUAUUUGAUCAAAAUCUUAUAAUCUUCAACUAGAUUUCGUCUUCUUUUCA
Messenger RNA from Brassica rapa (field mustard), 555 nucleotides. RefSeq names its product photosystem II 5 kDa protein, chloroplastic. NCBI's taxonomy places the organism in Eukaryota, Viridiplantae, Streptophyta, Magnoliopsida, Brassicales, Brassicaceae. The record is from RefSeq and is a predicted model, not a curated record.